UAAGGUUUAAGACGCCUCCCUCUCUCUCAUUCUCUCUGCCUUAGCUUCAUUCUAAGGCAGAGAGAUCUAUCUCUGCCUCUUAAAAAGGUUUUUCAAAAUGGUAUUUCAGGAUUUUGAUAAAAUUUCUGAGAGGAGAAGAUUAGAAAGGGAACAGAAAUUUAAAAAGAGGGUUACCAUUGCCGUAAUUACACUUUUCGUCUUGCUUGUUAUAAUUGCUGCUGGAAUUUUUGUCAUUGUUUCUGAUAACACCAAAAACAGCACCAAACAAGAAAAGAAAGCACCUCAAACUCAAGAGUCUGCCAAGCAGGUCGCACAUAUCCAAAGAGUUAUUAAAUCAGUAUGUAAUGCUACUACUUACAAGGAAACUUGCUUAAGCUCCCUCAAGAAAGAAGUGAAAAAGAACCCUUCUGCAGCUCAUCCUAAAGAGAUUCUCAAGUUAGCUAUUGAAGCAACAAAUGAUGAGAUUGAAAAGGUUUUAGAUAAGGCCUCGUCUUUCAAAUUCAAAACCCCUAGAGAGAAAGCAGCAUUUGAUGAUUGUAUAGAGCUAAUUGAGAAUGCUAAACAAGAGCUGAACGAUUCUAUUUCCCAUGCUCGUGUUGAUGUAAGGAAGCUUACGAAAAAUGAACCCGAGUUGAACAAUUGGCUAAGUGCUGUGAUGUCUUACCAACAAACUUGUAUUGAUGGAUUCCCCGAAGGGAAAUUGAAGUCUGAUAUGGAAAAAACCUUUAAGGCUGCCAAGGAACUUACCAGCAAUUCCCUUGCCAUGGUCUCUGCAUUGACCUCAUUACUUCAAUCAUUUCAGAUUUCAAAAUCUAAUCGUCGCCUUCUGGCAAAGGAACCCAACUCAUCUUCAAUGGAUAAAGAUGGCCUUCCAAGAUGGAUCAGCCAUGAGGAUCGACGGAUGUUGAAGGGUGCUGCGCGCGCGGAUGCUGGUAAGCCAAAACCAAAUGCUGUCGUGGCCAAGGAUGGUAGCGGAGAUUUUAAAACUAUAGCUGCUGCUUUGGCAGCCAUGCCGGCAAAAUACGAAGGACGGUAUGUGAUCUAUGUUAAAGCAGGAGUUUAUGAUGAAACCGUGACAGUGACAAAGAAGAUGGUGAAUGUCACUAUCUUUGGAGAUGGAUCACAGAAGACUAUUGUCACUGGGAGCAAAAAUUAUGCAGAUGGAGUUCAGACUUUUAGAACUGCAACUUUUGUCGCUUUAGGAGAAGGGUUUAUGGCCCAAGCAAUAGGAUUCAGAAACACUGCAGGUCCACAGAAGCAUCAGGCAGUGGCCGUCAGAGUCCAAGCAGAUCGUACAAUAUUCCUUAACUGCCGCUUUGAGGGCUACCAAGAUACCUUAUACGUACAAGCUCACCGCCAAUAUUACAGAAGCUGCGUCGUUGUUGGAACUAUUGAUUUCAUCUUUGGCGAUGCAUCAGCUAUCUUACAGAACUGCCUAAUUCUAGUCAGGAAACCCGUGGAAAACCAACAGAAUAUCGUUACAGCCCAGGGUAGGAUUGACCCACACGAAACUACAGGAAUCGUGCUUCAGAAUUGUCGCAUUGAGCCACACAAGGACCUUGUUCCUGCUAAGGCAAAGGUGAAGAGUUACCUUGGAAGACCCUGGAAAGAGUAUUCAAGAACCAUUAUAAUGGAAUCGACAAUCGAAGACUUGAUUCACCCUGAUGGGUGGCUACCAUGGGAAGGAGAUAAAGGAUUGAAGACUCUGUACUAUGCAGAGUUCAACAACAAAGGACCUGGUUCAAAAACUAAAGCUAGGGUAAAGUGGCAAGGGUAUCAUGUGAUUAGUAAAGAAGAGGCCAAAAAGUAUACUGUACAGCCCUUCCUGCAAGGAGAUUGGAUUACUGAUAUGGGGGCUCCUGUUCACUUUGGCUUAUAUUAGUUAAAACAUUCUUUUUCCAUUCUACUUUAUUUAUAUCGAAAAGACGAACAGGUCUUUUAGAUCACUGCAAUGGGAGCUCCUUUUCUUGAAAUUAAAUUUAAGAAGAGAGGCCAAAAAUUGAAGACUUGAUGUGUAUGGAGAAGAAGGCUUUCAACAUUUCAGGUGUUUGAUUUCAUUUAGCAUUAAAAAUACGGCUAUAUGAUUAAUGCGUUGUUGUUCUUCAAUCUCUUAAACCAAAAUAUUACCAAUUUUUCUUUUAGCUUCAUGUAAGGGGGAAGAUUUUGUGUUAGACAUAGUAAUAGUUCCUCUCUCUUCUUCAAUUAUGUGUUAUUUUCGUCCCUCUUUUUCAAUUGAUAAUCACUUAUAUGUUUAUUUUUA
This is a messenger RNA of Hevea brasiliensis (rubber tree), 2260 nucleotides long. Its product is annotated as putative pectinesterase/pectinesterase inhibitor 45. The record is from RefSeq and is a predicted model, not a curated record. Gene Ontology annotation, biological process: cell wall modification. NCBI's taxonomy places the organism in Eukaryota, Viridiplantae, Streptophyta, Magnoliopsida, Malpighiales, Euphorbiaceae. The transcript has 3 exons. Gene Ontology annotation, molecular function: pectinesterase inhibitor activity; pectinesterase activity. The coding region runs from base 98 to 1882 and encodes 594 amino acids.